UCACUCACUCUAUGAAGCGUAGAUCACGGACUCCUCUCUCUCUCUCUCAAAUUCUAAGCUCCCUUUGCUAUAUCUCUUCCUCUCCUUUUCACCGACUCUUCUCGACUAUAUAUACACGAGAGAAGGGGGCUUUGAGACACUUGGAUUAUCUCUGUUAGGCCCGAAGAUCUUUUGAAAGGGAUGCCAUCUCCGUGAUCUGUGUUUAGGUGUGACAAUUUGGGGGACAUUUAUAUGUGAAAGAUGGCACUUGGAAAAUAUACUAGAGUGGAUGGCCGGAGGUCAUCGACUUCCUACUGUUCCACAGUAACUCUCGUUGUGUUUGUUGCUCUUUGCCUGAUUGGGGUAUGGAUGAUGACAUCUUCAUCCCUAGUUCCUGCUCAAAGUGUGAACUUGUCUAAUCAGGAGAGCAGAACCAUAGAAACAAAAAAUGAUUUAAAACAACCUGUGACUGAAAAUGAUUCUCGGCAAUUUGAAGAUAAUCCAGGGGAUUUACCUGAGGAGGCAACGAAAGGAGACAGUGAUUCCGACACCUCGCAAGAUGAAAGCAACUUGGAUGUUAAAGAAAAUACGAAUCAAUCUGACCAGACAACAGAGAACAAUGUCAAGGAUAACCAAAAAGAGAAACCUGCGGAGAGUGAGAAAGAAAACGCAGAGUCAGAAAAAACAUCCAAAACCGAGACUGAAAUUGAUAGGGAUGUAAAAACUGAAGGUGGAGAUGGAGAGUCAAAUUCUGAAGGUGGGGAAACAAAAACAGAAGGUGGUGAAAUGAAAACUGAGGGACAAGAAGAAUCAAAGGAGAGCUUAGAGGAGAAGAAAACGGACUCAACUGAGAAUGAGAAUAAACCAGAAACAACCGAGAGCUCAGGUGAAACUAAACAGGAAGAUAAAGUGGAGGAUAAGGUAGAGGAGAAGGCUGAGAACAAGUCAGAUGACCAGGCAAAGAACCAUGCCUCAAAUGAAGUAUUUCCUGAUGGGGCCCAGUCAGAGAUCCUAAAGGAGACUACCACUCAAAAUGGGGCAUUCUCAACUCAAGCUGUUGAGUCAAAGAAUGAAAAAGAAGCUCAGCAAUCUUCUUUACCUAAGGACCAAAAAGAACAAGGUGGAUAUAGCUGGAAACUUUGUAAUGUCACUGCUGGCCCAGAUUACAUUCCUUGUUUGGACAAUUGGGAAGCUAUUAAGCACCUUCACUCUACUAAGCACUAUGAACAUCGAGAAAGGCACUGCCCUAAGGAUGCCCCCACUUGCCUUGUUCCUCUACCUCAGGGAUACAAGUGUCCAAUUGAGUGGCCCACAAGCAGGGAAAAGAUAUGGUACUACAAUGUUCCCCAUACCAAGCUUGCAGAGGUGAAGGGGCAUCAGAAUUGGGUGAAAGUUACUGGAGAGUAUCUUACUUUUCCAGGUGGCGGGACUCAGUUUAAGCAUGGUGCUCUUCGUUACAUUGAUUUCAUUAAGAACUCAGUACCUGACAUAGCAUGGGGAAAACGGUCCCGUGUGAUAUUGGAUGUUGGAUGUGGGGUGGCUAGCUUUGGAGGAUUUCUCUUCGACAGAGAUGUUCUUACCAUGUCUUUUGCUCCCAAAGAUGAACAUGAAGCACAAGUGCAAUUCGCGCUUGAAAGGGGAAUCCCUGCAAUUUCAGCAGUGAUGGGUACCCUUAGAUUACCCUUCCCUGGGAGGGUGUUUGAUGUUGUCCACUGUGCACGUUGUAGGGUCCCUUGGCAUAUUGAAGGGGGUAAGCUUCUUUUGGAGCUAAAUCGUGUUUUGCGGCCUGGUGGUUACUUUGUGUGGUCUGCUACUCCAGUAUACCAAAAACUCCCUGAAGAUACGGGGAUCUGGGAAGCCAUGAAAGCAUUAACGAAGUCAAUGUGCUGGAAGCUGAUUACAAUUAACAAGGAUAGAGUUAACCAAGUUGGUGCAGCAAUAUUUCAGAAACCUACUUCUAAUGAAUGCUAUGAGAGAAGAUCACAGAAUGAGCCUCCACUCUGCCAAGACUCUGACGAUCCAAAUGCUGCCUGGAAUGUGCCACUGCAGGCAUGCAUGCACAAAAUUCCUGGAGAUACAUCAGAACGUGGGUCUCAGUGGCCAGACCUGUGGCCAGCUAGGCUGAAUAAACCACCUUACUGGUUGAAGAGUUCUCAGGUUGGAGUUUAUGGUAAAGCAGCUCCAGAUGAUUUCACUUCAGACAAUGAGCAUUGGAAACGUGUUGUGACCAAAUCAUAUCUGAAUGGAAUGGGAAUUAGCUGGUCAUCUGUUAGGAAUGUCAUGGAUAUGAGAGCUGUUUAUGGAGGUUUUGCAGCUGCCCUUAAAGACCUGAACGUGUGGGUCAUGAAUGUGGUUUCAAUUGAUUCUCCUGAUACACUUCCUAUCAUUUAUGAGAGGGGUCUAUUUGGCAUGUAUCAUGACUGGUGUGAGUCGUUCAGCACCUAUCCAAGAUCUUAUGACCUUCUCCAUGCAGAUCAUCUAUUUUCUAUGGUCAAAAAGAGGUGUAGCUUAUUGGCUGUGAUAGCGGAAGUCGAUCGGAUGCUCAGACCAGAAGGGAAACUGAUCAUACGUGAUGACAUUGAGACCAUCGGUGAGGUGGAGAACAUGGUUAGGUCCAUGCAUUGGGAGAUCCGUUUAACCUACUCAAAGGACAAGGAAGGCUUGUUGUGUGUCCAGAAGUCAUUCUGGCGACCCACAGAGACGGAGACAAUCAUGUCCGCAAUUGCUUAAGCUUGACAGUUUUUCCCUCAAGCAAUCAUGGGGACCAGGUUGGUAGGUAUUCUUUCAGUGUUAUUUUGUUUGUAAUUUCAGGUUUUUUUUUUCUCAGAUAUAAUUUUAAUUCCUCUCAAAGCCCCCUUACUCUUGUUCCUUUAACCCUUGUCUUUUUGCUUCUUAGUAGGUAGGGGCCCUUGAGUUUCAACUGUAAAAUCAUAUUAUAGAGAUACCAACGGAAAUCAAUUCAAGUUUGCCAGUGUAUGGCCCUUAAAAUUGGAAA
Macadamia integrifolia is the source of this 2974-nucleotide messenger RNA. Its product is annotated as probable methyltransferase PMT24. Gene Ontology annotation, molecular function: methyltransferase activity. The transcript has 9 exons. Bases 241 to 2709 code for a protein of 822 amino acids. The record is from RefSeq and is a predicted model, not a curated record. NCBI's taxonomy places the organism in Eukaryota, Viridiplantae, Streptophyta, Magnoliopsida, Proteales, Proteaceae. Gene Ontology annotation, cellular component: cytoplasm; trans-Golgi network; endosome.